Trachymyrmex septentrionalis is the source of this 1483-nucleotide messenger RNA. RefSeq lists its product as uncharacterized. The transcript is spliced from 2 exons. The record is from RefSeq and is a predicted model, not a curated record. The coding region runs from base 145 to 1239 and encodes 364 amino acids. NCBI's taxonomy places the organism in Eukaryota, Metazoa, Arthropoda, Insecta, Hymenoptera, Formicidae.
GUGGUAACAAAAUGUCAAAAUUCUAGUUACAGUGCAGAAAAUUGUAGGAGUUACAAAAGUAGAUAAAUUAACAGUUUAAAAAUCUGAUCUUCACAAAUCUUCAACGACGAACGCAGAGAAGCGAAAACAGCAGAUUUCUACAAGAUGACAAAAGUUCUCGAAACGAUCGGCAAAGUUACCCAAAUUAACCUAGUGACACCGCAACGCAGCAAAUACGCAAAGCAGCAAGAUAGCUCGAUUGAUACUUCUCAAUUUGGGCGCGAUAAAUUUAUCUUACUUCCAGCAACUUACAUUUUAAAGACUGACAAGCACAAGAAGCAACACGAUGACUGCUGCUCUAAAAUAGCGCGUCGUUUAUCAUCAAAAAAUAUUGCAUCUUGUCGCGACGAUGACAGAUCAUCUAAGCAGCCAAUGCUUUUUAUCAAAUGCACUCCAGCACCCAAGGGUCCUAGAAUUACUCAGUGUUCGACAAAGAUAAGCAAAGAUAAAACCAAUUACUCUAUUCAUUUAGAAUCACAGUUAAAAAAGGGUAGUGCUUACAAAAUUAGUCGUUCAACCGAUUCCUCUAAGAGUUGUGUUAAAAAACCGAUGAUUCCUUGUAAAGGAGCUCUUUCCAAACGAAAGUCGAAACCGGAAGUGACACCAGGUAAAGCAGAUUUGAAAAUUGAUAUCUUGUUCUCCUCAGAGAUGAAGGAUCCACUUUCUCGUGCAACAUGUAAGGACGGUUUUGAUCCUUUCAAACCGAGUUCCUUGAAGAAACUCUCAAGAGACAAGAAACAAAUAUGUUCAUCCGGUUGUUGUCAGCCAGUUUUGGCAUUAGAUGCAAAGCCUUCACCGAUAGAAAGAUGUACGAUGCAAAAACGUCUCGAUAGUCAACGUCUGCCUUCGAAGCAAAUACUGCGAGCUGAGAUCGUGCAGAUAGAAUCCGCGAAGUCGGACAAAGCAUUACCGUGUCAGAAGUCAGCCCUUAAACGUGCACCUGAAAUUUCCAGGGAUACAUUAGACUUGCCCAGCCUGCAAGAGUUGAUCGCUCGUUACGGAAACGACAUUCCCAUCUAUCAGUUGGAAAAGUACGAGGCUUGUCGUAACAAAAGAAACGGUCUUCAAGACGAAUGUAUUCCACCGCUAUUACGAGCUAUAUUGAAAAGAGAGGAGCAGGAACGCACUUUGGAGAAGUGCAGCAAAGGAGAACAGAGUAGUCAACGGAGCGUAAUUCAAAUAGAAUGGGUGAAUCAAUAAAUCCAAUUAAAUUUUUGUUGUAUGAGUAAUAUUUAAAAUCGAGAGAAUUAAAAAUGAAUUUUAGAAAAAGUAAACAGGAAAGCAAUUAUGUUCGCGAUUGUUGGAAAGCAUUGUUAUAUACAGGGUAUUUGAUAAGUAACGGUAAAUUCGAGGAGAAACUCUCGAAUAGGAGUAGAGCGGACUGAGUUGAAUUAUCGCAAUAAUUAACAAGAUAUCAAUUACUAAAAAUUAUUAAUAUUGGUUU